UGGGACACAUAGGACAAGAGCAUGGCCAGCCCGAAGAUUCUGUUCCUGGCUGUCCUUGUCCUCCUUGCUAUGACACUUCAGGCAACUGAGGCAGGCCCCUACGGCGCCAACGUGGAAGACAGCGUCUGCUGCCGAGACUACUUCCGCCACCCCCUGCCUUCUCGCAUGCUGAAGUAUUUCUACUGGACUUCAGACUCCUGCCGGAGGCCCGGCGUGGUCUUCCUUACGGUCAGGGACCGGGAGAUCUGUGCUGACCCCAGGCUGCCCUGGGUGAAGAAGAUUCUGCAGAAGAUGAACCCAUGAGAAAGGGCCCUGCCCUGAUGACCGUGGCCUUGGCUCCUCCAGGAAGGCUCACAGAGCCCCACCUCUCGGCCGUUACAGCCGCCCCUCAACACAAGCCUGUGCCGAUGGAUCUCUCCGCAAUCUCUUAUCUCUGUGCCUGUAGCUGUCACCCUCAGAGGAGCCUCCACACUGUCACUCAUCUCCCCUCUUGUCCCUCUAACCCAUUCUCUGCCCCACCGCAGCCAGAGGGGCCGCAAUCCUGGUCAGUUACUCUCCUGCUCAAAACUCUUCCAUGGCUCCCCAUUGCCCCAAGCUGAGGUGAGAGCUCCUGAGCCUGGCACCCCUGUCCCCAGCCCUGCCUCAUUUCCCUUCACACAUGUUGGACUCCAGCUCCCUGUUCUCCAAAUCCGUGCCAUACAUGUCCACUUCCAAGUCUUUUUCCAGGCUGCACCUGACACCCAGGAUGCCUCCCCACCACCUGUGUGUGUCCACCCCUACCAGCCCUCCGAGGCACUGCUCAACCCAAGCAGCCAGCAAUUGAGUUUUAUUUUUCAGAUGUCCCCUGGCCCUCUGUCCCCUCUUAACAGCCUUGAUCACAGUCUACCCAGAAUUCUCAGGACUUGGGGAACUCGUCCUACCGCCCCACUGGCUGGAUCAAGGUCCCACACCUGUUACUUUGUCCAUUGGCCUUCAACGCAGAGCACAGGGCCUGGCUCAGAAUCAGGGCUCAAUGAAUGGCUACAGACUGAAUCAAUAAAAAUAAUGUUCCUCUGCCAUGGCCCAUCCCCCAAAGGCCCUCGCACAUCAAUACAGAGACUCAAGUUCAUCUAGAAAGCAGCCAGUUGAGUCAAUUGUGAAACCUCAAAUUUACCCAGAUUCACCUCUCUUCCCCAUUUUACCUCUGUGUUGGGCUUUUUGACUCUUUCUUGUUUCCCUCUUGCUCCUCUAACCUCUGACACCCAGGCUUGACCUCUUCAGAGUUCCCCACUUUCCCUUUCUCCUUCCCCAAAUAACUGAUAACCAACUUUAUGCUACGGUGUGAAUGACUACCCUUGGCUUGAUAUUGCAAGCUCUAAUUAUAUUUCUAUAAGAAAAGAGGGCAAAUGCUUAAGAGGCCAAAGGGUUGAAUGGAGAAGUUUUAGGAACUGUUUGGGAGGGGGACGAGGUAGAACUUUCCUGGCCCUGGGAGUGUGUAGGGUAUAGUUAAGGGAAAGAGCCUUGGGUGGAGAUUGUUCUCAGCUGGGAGGGGCCAGGAUAAGGCCUGGGACUUGGGGCUUUUCUGCACUUCCUUGGGGACAAUAGAUUCCCCAGGUCAAGGAAAUAAACUUUACACGUCCUCGUUUCUCUCCAAGGGAGCGUGGUGCAGUUUAGCAGGGUGGUUGAUGCUGUGUGAAUCUGAGGAGACCACUGACCCUCUCUGAGCCUCGCUUGAGAAUGAGAAGACCCAUAUUAUGGGGUUGCUGUGGGGUUCAGGUCCAAGACAUGGGGAGCAAAACUCAGUGUCUUCCAGGGCCCGGAGCCCAGGGUCAUCUGCCCGCCGUGAACACUGAAAGUGUUAACCUGCCCACUGCCCGCGCAUAGGGCCCUCAAGCGUCCUGGGAUUGCUCUCCCCUCCUGUCCUGCCCCGGUCCCUCGGGCCUUCUGAAAAAUAAACCCU
Messenger RNA from Prionailurus viverrinus (fishing cat), 1939 nucleotides. It is a transcript of the gene CCL22, whose product is annotated as C-C motif chemokine ligand 22. NCBI's taxonomy places the organism in Eukaryota, Metazoa, Chordata, Mammalia, Carnivora, Felidae. The transcript is spliced from 3 exons. Gene Ontology annotation, biological process: chemokine-mediated signaling pathway; cellular response to interleukin-1; cellular response to type II interferon. Gene Ontology annotation, cellular component: extracellular region. The record is from RefSeq and is a predicted model, not a curated record. The coding region runs from base 22 to 303 and encodes 93 amino acids. Gene Ontology annotation, molecular function: CCR chemokine receptor binding; chemokine activity.